Molecule: messenger RNA, 18442 nt
Organism: Xyrichtys novacula (pearly razorfish)
Lineage: Eukaryota; Metazoa; Chordata; Actinopteri; Labriformes; Labridae
Source: the annotation of a GenBank genome assembly
AACAGGAUCAAACUUCCCUCCCAUCAGCAGCAGCAGCAGGAGCAGCGUGUUGUGUGAACAUGAAUACCCUGCAUGUGUGUGUGCGCUCAGACCGCCGUGCAAACGCGUUGUGAGAACGACCUCUCUGACUCACGUUGGUGCAGUGUUUUGGAGCCUCACCUGUGGGUCUGUGCACCGCUCUGAAAAGCAUGAAAACUGGGAUCCAGCAGCUGACAGGACGAGAGAGAGGAAGGUGCACAACCAGCGAGCUGUACCCUCAGGGUGAGCACAGAUUAGGAGUCUUAUUUUGGGCUCAUGCACGAAAUCUUUCUGCCGAGUUACCGACAGAGUUUGAAUGUGUCUCUGAAUUCUCUGUUUCACUAAAAACCCGAGCUGGUCUAUCCACAGUUUCGAGGGCAGUUGUGUCAUUUAUAUUCGUCUUUUACAGCCUACUUGAAAGUUGUCUCCCCCUUCUCCAGUCAAAAGCUGUUAAUUUGCCUUUUUAUUCCUCCAAAAGUAUUUCAAGGCAUCCUGUUGCACAAAAAAAUCUAAUAGAUUUCCCUUUCAGUCUUUGCAUUCUGCUGGAUUUCAGUCAUAAUUCAUCAGGCGUCCUCCCUUGAUCCUUUUUCCAGAGUAGUUGAUGUGGUUGUUUUUAUUUGGGAAAGUUUGAAGGAGAAGAAACUUCUACACUUAAUUAAAAACAAUUGUGUUUUCUAGUGUUUUACAAGGCAAGUUUUACUCUGUUUUAAAGCAAAUUAUCUCACCAGAUUCAGAGUGUAAUAGAAGAUCUUUCCCCUUAAGUACUCCUGAUAGUUGCCUGACUAAAAAAUGUUUGUUGCAAGUCAAAAUUAUUUAGACACACACUGAUUUAAUGUAAUCUUAAUAUCACAACUCAGUAUUUAUGAUACUCUGUGGUGCCUCUUGAACGCAGGGGCAUUUUAUAGGACUGUGUAACUUGAUAUUUUUAAUUCAGAAACACACUGCUGUAAGCUCAUCCAUAGUCUUCUAUGGUCAUAUUGUAAUUGUACAGAACAAUCUCAUGCCUUAACUAUUCUCUUGCUACUCUACAGACCACACAGCUGACACAAAGUCAUACCUGAAUACAUGACUCCCUCACUGCCCAUUUUUGCAGCAGUAUCAACCUGAUAGUAUAAUGCUGAUCUGGCUUAAAUGCACACGUCUGUUCCCAGAUCAGUUUGCUGUCAUAGAUUUGGAGUACAUGAAGGGGCUGUGAGGGUUACGAGGACAGAGCUGCCCUUGUUUUUUUUCUAAUUGAUGUGAUUCAGCAGUAGCGUCUUCGUCCGUAUGCCUUUCCUGGAACAAUCUGCAACCAACCGUAGCAGGUUAUGAAGGCUCCACUGAAGUCACGAGGCUUUCCUGUCUGAGAUAAUAUAGAUAUUUGUAUAUUUUUAUGUAUUUGAAUAUCUUAGGGGUGAUCAGGGUUAUCUUUUUCUGGUUAUACUUGAGCCAACUUUCAGAUUGAGGGGCUGAUUCUGAAAAUAACCCUGGAUUAAGCUGCGCAGAGCAGUGCUGCUUGCUGGCUUUGUUUUUGGGUGUGCAGUUCAAAGGUCAGGCUUCAGUUUGGUGAGAGGAACCGGGUAUGUUUAACAGCAACUGGUUGUUUCUUUAGGAGUUUUUUCUUGGGGAAAAGCACAAGUUGCAAAGCAGUUAUGACCCUACAAAGGAGAAUACAGUUUGGAUAAACUUUCUAUACAUUAGCAAAUGAGUAUGUAACUUUGGCACAUACUCUGUGGAAAACUAUAUCUUCUUGGCAUUUUGAAUGUCUAAUUUACGGUGUUUUAGUUUGUGAAUUUAUCAGGGUACGCGGGAGAGCUAUUGUACUGAUUGUCAAAAGAUUUAGACAGAUAUAAGAGAUAUAAAGUGUAUGGAAACAACAGGUAAAGUUUAAGAAAAGGAUCCCCACUGUGCUUGAAAACUGCGACAGUUGUCAUGUUGCUCAUUGAUGAAUCUGUUGAAUACCCAUUUCAUUUGCCUUUUCACGCACAAAACCAGUGAACGGUCAUGUUUGAGUCUUGUCCAGUGAGACAUCAGAAGUUGUCCCAGUGCCCUUGUUCUGUCCGUCAGCCUUCACCGCAGUGAACGUGGGAAUGUAGCACCUGUGUGUGAGUGCUGAGCUCCACAGCUUUGUGUGUGUUUGCAGCCAGGAGCCCUUGUCUUCAGGCAGAUAAGAUGGCCUUGGCCCGACAUCAACGUCAUGAUGUCCAGUGUUACACCUCAGUGAGAUUUUGGUUGCAGCCGACUCCGCGGGGACCUUGAAAUCUUCCCCAGCUUUAAAGGUCAGAUUCCUCACAUUGUGAUACACUCCCUCAGUAUUUGGAGGAAAUUUUCAGCACUCUCAGACUAUGAUACAAUUGUUUCCCUCCACUUCGCUUCCCUGUUUGAAUAAACCCCUCUCAUGAUUUGCAUUGAAUAUCCUGAUGAUUUUUUCCUUCUGUUGGGGAUGGUUAGAGGAUGUUCCUGCUUUAAAAAGCUGGAGGCAAAACUUUUUAUGACAGUUGCAUUACAAUAAGAUAAAAACAAUCUCUUCUGUGGUGUAACAACAUCAGUAACAAUAAAAAAGUCAAGAUGACAGGCGCUUCAUGACCUAUUAUUAGAAGGCCUUUUAAAAACAGUGUUUUGUCCUUUUUUCUUUAGUCUUAAAGCUCAUGCGAGGAGUUUUUUUUACAUUUAUAGACUGGAAUUCAUAUUGAUGUUUUCUUAUGAUAUACAAAAACAAACAGGACCAUCAGCAACAAGAAUGAUUAGUAUGCUGUCAUGUUUAAUGUCUUAAACCAGUGUGAGGGGGUAGGUGUCAGUAGAGGGGCUAAAGAAAAAGCCCUGUUUGUACAUUUUCAACAUUGAAUAUUGCAAAAAUUUACACAUUUGGCUGUUGUAAGUCAGCAGGAUGAGCUUUUUUGUCAGAAGACACUACUCAAACAUGUAGUGGACAGGAUACACUAUUGUUUUGCCUGCAGGAGGUGCCAAAACUGACACAAAAAAGUUCCUUACAGGACCUUUAAAUCAAAAUGUUUCUUCAUGACUCAGCUAAAAAAGUGUUAAGAGAAAUGGGAGCCCUAAUAAGUCAUCCUUUUAACACUUUAAGUUGCCUCUCUCCUUAUCCAGUUAUUAAUAAUUUUCAUCCUUAAACCCAAAUCCCCUCAUAGGUUAGGCUCCUCUCACUUCAUAGAGGAGGUUUGAACUUUACUCUGUCUCAUACAAUUUACAGACACCCAAUCUGAUCCAAUGCAAGCGAGAACUUGGCAUCAUUAUCGUAAAAACUCCCUCUGAUGAGCAGAAACCUUAAGCAGAACCAGACUCAGUGGUAGACAGCCAUCUGCCACAGGAGAGUGUUACAUCGAGAGACAGAAAGAGACAAAUGCUCAGACACAUGGCCAGGGACAAAAAUAAAAUAGAUCUUUAUAUACAUGUCUGCAUCAUACACACACUCCUUUCUCCGAAGAUGUCUGUGUGUGUGUACUUCAUAGAGGUUUAAUCACAGCCUCCUCUCCUUAACUGCUGAAAUGUGUUGUCACUGCGUUCGUGUCCUACAGCUGGUGCCCAGUUGUUUUGUCAUUUACUCUCUUGUCUUGGCAGUAAAUCCGCUAACAGAGUGACGGUGAAUUUAAACAUUUUCACAUUAGAGCUUAUUGAGUGAACACUUGGCAUACAGUGACACAAUAUUGACUCAGACUGCGUGAAUUGUCUCAGAAGUAGCUGUUGAAUAUCUGCUCUCAAUAUUGAUGUCAUGCAGUUGCUCCAUCGGCUGUAACAUAAGGCCGCUGCACUGAGGACUGGACUGGAUUGAUUCAGGCUGCAUGAUAGACUGUAUCAUAGAGAGCAGGGUUAUCUGAAGGAGCUCUUUGUUGCUGUCCACUAUCUGUUGAAUAAAAGUCUCACUGUACGAGUCUGGCUGGUGAAAAGUGUCUCUUUUCUGUUGGCAAGGCCGAGAGGAACUAAAUGUCGGGGUCAGUGAGAGUGUCAUCAGGUACACCAAACCGGGAUACAGAAGACGAGGGCAUUCAGACCUCUUUAAUCUCCUCUCUGUUGGAGAUACUUGGCCUGAACUUCAGCAGUUAUUGUAGGAUACUAUCAUGAGAUUAUAAGAUCAUGAAUAAAUGAAAAUACAUUAUUUUAUCACAACAAAUCAUUAACUGAAAUUGUCCUCCAAGAUCUGCAAUCAGAAAAUCAAAAGUGCAAAAACUGUCAAUCAUGUAGGUCAUUAAAAAAGUUGUUUUGUGUUAGUGAAUGUUUGGAUUUACUUUGUCAGCCACAUAUAUUUGUGUUCAAUUCUGCAAUUUCAUAAUACAUAUGAACCACACUAGACUUAAGGAAACAUAAUCUGGAUUAAUUUUUGUCUUAAUUUUUACAGGAUUAGUUUUUAGAUUAAUUCUUUGAUAAAAUAUGUAAAUAAGCAGAUUCAUCUGUAAUGAAAAAUCAAAAGUUGUUGUGAUUUAGUAUGUUUUCAUUCAUUUGGAAAAUAAUGGAGACCUGCAGAUAAUUUUUUUAAAGUAGUGUUGAUGUGCAUUACACAAAAACAAAUAUAUCAAAAUAUUUCGACCUAAAAAAACUAUAUAAAUCUCUUGAGCAUUAACUAUUUAAUGUGGAUCAGAAUGAGUGUUUCACACGGGUUUUACUUUGUUUUGUCCGUUAAGGUUUCGUAUUAACAAUACUGACAGAUGGCUGUAUUGUUAAUUUACAGUAUGUUGAGUCAUCUUUCUGAAACUUGUCUUCUUCCUCCUCCUCUUCCUUGUCUUCAGGCUGUCAGUAGGGAAUCAUGUGCAGCUUCUUGAGCCCCAAACAGCCCAGUGGGCCCGGCCUCACAGACAUGCAGCAGUAUCACCAGUGGCUGUCCAGCAGACAUGAAGCCAGCCUGCUGCCCAUGAAGGAGGACCUCGCCCUGUGGCUCAGCAAUAUUCUUGGUAAACAACAUGACUCAUCAAACUUCGUGCUGGCAGCUUUGCUCCUCUGACUACACCUGCUUUUCUCUCAAUCUGUUCCUAAUAACAGCUGUUGAUGUAAACGGAAACUGUAUAUACAGUAGGAUACAGUGGGAUACCUCAUUGCUUCUGGAUCAAGUUACAAACAGGCUGCAUUAAAAUAAUUAUGUUAUAUUUUUCAUAUUACUGCCAUAAAGCACAACAGUUUAGAGAAAAUUACUCAUUCUCACCAACAUCAACAACCCCUGAGGUGUUGCAGCUGAUUAAUUUAAAGACAUUUCCUUACAAAUAGGUUUAAGAAAACGUCCUUAUCCUCAAUAUUAAUGGCAUAGGUAUUGCUGAUGUAAACACCUGUGCAGGGGGCUGAAAUCAAUCUGAACCUCAUUACAGUCCAUCUCAAAAUCCCCAAUGCUUGUGAACUAGACUCAUUGGUCACACACUCUGCCGUAGGUUCACUUUAAGUGAAUAAUGGGAGUCGUUAAGAGUUCUCGAAUAAUGCACAGCAAGCGCAGGAAAGUAAGAAGCAGGGAGAAAAAUCAGCAGAAGCUCUGUACAAAGUCUGUACUGCAUAUUAAAUGACUCUAUGUUGUGUUGGGAUUAUAAAGGCCAAUCUCAGAACAAAUUUAUGGUGCACUCCUAAGAUCUGAUUCAAACUCAAAGUCUCAGAUUUUAUAGUUUGUUUCUAAAAAAGGAAAGAUGGGGAUAAGAAGUAGAUUAAUAGUAAAUAAGUUUAAAUGUAUGCCUCAUAAGGCUGCCAAAGGGCUUACUGAGCCUUGGCACCAACGACAACACAAUGUUGUGUUUGUUAGCAAAACACAAAUUCCCCAGAUUCCUCCAGCAGAAUAGGUUUUAUAUCAAUAAUACAGUAAUUGUUCCCUGGAUUACCAGAGGCAAACUGUUUGUUAACAAGUAGUUUAUUUGUGUGUUUUGUUAAAGUCUUCACAGAGAGACCAAUCUCCUUAUGGUUGUUCUUCUGAAUAUGCUUUUGAACUGUGCAAAACUGUGUUUCAUACAGUUGAAAUUGGUCAUAGUAGCUCAGCUGGACGACUGCAUUCACCAAGUGCCACACAUGUUAUCUCUGGGGGACUGUGCUUUUUGCUUGUUUGCACUUCAUACAGCUGAUCUGGAAAGCUCUGAACUGCUUUGGGAUCAAGGACAGAAGACUUUGAACAAAUGCGUGUCAGAAGCAUCCAUGUGAUUUCAGUAAACACACAGUAGCAGCACAGUUUGUUGGAAGAACGCGUUGACAUGCUUACACAUCUAAGUGGGAGGAGCGGUGCAGACGAUCGAUCGAUGAUCCAGUGGGAGGCGGAUGACUCAUAAUGUUUUUGUGAGCAAUUUAUAGGACUGAGUAUUAGAGUUUAGAUGUUACUGUGAGAGCUCUUGAGGAGUUUUGGUCCUCAUAGAGAGAGAGAGAGAGAGAGAGUUUGAGCACAUAAGACAAGAGCUCACUUAGUAUUUCUCAAGAUUUCAAUCUCUCCUUUCUGGGCUCAAUCACAACAUUUGGAACUCAUUAAACGUCAAACCUCCAAGACCCCUCCUCCUAUAAGAGGCAGAGAGGGGAUUUGAAAAAAAUCUCCCCGGGUCUUUCCACAGACACCCCCCUGCCACCACCUCCUAUUUCACAAUGAUCUAACUGAGAAGGAAUGGUCGUCUGGAAGUCAGUCAACUGGACACCACAUGUUGAUCACUGAUCUAUUUCUGCAACCGUGCAGAAUAAUGAGGCUUUACCGUGCACAAUCGGAGGCACACAUUUCAUGUGACCCUGUCUUUGCCGGCCUUUGCAACACAACCAAAGAAUCCCUAAAGUUUCUCUGAAGUCAUGUAAAAAUGUUUGCACAUUUGGAUUCUGCAGUGCUGCUUAAACUGAGCAGCUCAAGCCAAGCUCAAUCAGCCAAGCAGUCUCUGAGAGUCAAUAACACUGCGUCUGGAAACUAUGUUAUAUAUCCUUAUACACUAUAUACAUAUAUAUAUAUGUUCUACAAUGACUGUUUUUAUGUUGGAUUUAUUGCUGGACACUCUGCUUUCUUUACGUGUCCUCUGGUUAGGUCUGGAAAUCACCGCAGAGAGCUUCAUGGAUCGCUUGGACAACGGCUUCCUGUUGUGCCAGCUGGCUGAGACGCUGCAGGAGAAGUUCAGGCAGAGUAAUGGAGGCUUGGCUGCUCAUGGAAACAGAAAGGUGCAGAAAAACAGAGAAUGACGGUAAUCUGGCACUGUAAAACCGACAGUGAGGAAGUCACAUCAAGGAUCUCCUGUAUCGACUCUGGGUUUGCAUACUUGAACAGAUUUUUGAAAAAGAAAGGAGAUCCAUCAUUUAAGCAGUUUUAUGAGCUCAAUUCGACCGUCACCUCUAUGAUCACAGUUUACAUUUUAAUAUUUACCCUUUGUGAUUCAUAAAGAAAAGGAGUCCGCUAAUUAUAAAUGUCAUGUGUUAUCUUUACUUACAUUAUUUUGAUGAAUUUUCACAUGAAAACCCGUUAAAAUCAAGUUUCACUUUUAAAUUCAAGGAUCAAACUGCUUGACAUCAACAGUAUUGAGGUUACAAUAUAUUGAUCCACAGAGAGACAGGAAACAGCUUUACUCUGAUAUUAGGUUUCUCUCGAUAAGAUCAAUAAGAGACCUUGUUUCCCAAAGGAUUAGUGAUAUCAAACCCUUAAAAGAGUAAAAAGAGACAGAGAGAAAAGAAAGUAAAACCUAAUCAGUUCUGAAUUCGAUCUCCAUCAUGUCCUGUAUUUUGCCUGCUGGCUGCUUUCUCCAGCUCAGAAAUGACUAUAUGAAUCCCAACUUUGUAAGGGGCUCCAGAAACCUAUGCAUAAUAGGUUAGAGGGAGGAUGGGGGAUGGGAGGAGCAGCCUCAGCGAGCCAAAAAAACGGAAAAAAAGAUGGUUAAGAAAAAGAAAAUAUAAGGUUGGCUCGAUCACAUUAGCUGGUGGGGCCCCACAUCUGCAGUUAGAAAUGGUAAGACCACGGUAAAUGUUUGUUAUGUGGGAGUUUUGAGUGAAGGUUAAAUCAUUAUCAAAAUAUCAGUGGGUUACCUUGUAUGUUGUUGUCUGUAAUUCAAACCAGCAGUAACGUGCUGCAGUAUAUUUAACCAGGUUAGCGCUCAAAAAGAACAAAUGACCUGAGGUGUAAAACUUUUGAUCGUAUCACCAUCAGAGCUCCCGUGUAUGAGUUCAUCCAUGUAGGAUUUAUGAGUUCUUUAAUCGUUUUCUAAUUAUCUUCUUUUUAUAAAGAAACUUUAUUGAGAUAAUUGUGUUUUUUAAAACUCAAAUAAACCAAAAACAUUCAAAUCUGACAAUGCCAAAUGCUAAAGGACAGUGAUAAAGAUAAAAAUCCCUUCCUGGUGCUGGAAACGAUAAAACACAAAACUCACUCCAUAUGUUAAGCAUCCAUACUUCCUUUUACAUUGAACAAACACCUGGUGCUCUGUGGGAUUACAUGGGAAACAGUGAUCAGGGUGUGUUUCUGUCCAGAGGGAAGUAAAUCGCUCUCUUCAGUUGGCUCAGUCUUUGGUGAGAGCUGUUGAUGUUUGCACUGAGGCAUUACUGUGCUGAUGACGAUUCAGUCUCCUGAUCUCAGUCUGAGUGUUGCUGCACAGAUGUGAGGAGACACUUGAGGUCAAUGACCGUGGGACACAGGAAUAGAGAGGCCCAUUGAUCGUCGAGAGCAGAGGAGUCCUGAGACAGAUAGGAGCCUUUGAAAUAAAAAGAUAGUGAACUUCUCUGAGCUUCAGGCUUUGAAAUCACUCUAAGUUGUGUUUUGAUGUUUUAAAAAGCAUGAUUUAUCGCUGUUAGUUGGUAUAAAGGCUGCUUACAGCUCAUAUUAAGUGCCCACAGUUUAACAAAGCAUGAAAGAUUUAUCACAGUCUUUGUGCUUGAUACUUUGCACUUCAUCUUACGUCAUUAAACGUUCAUAAUUCAUGUCAAACAAAUGUGGCUUGAGCAGCUUACUGUUGCACUUUUUAAGUUGUAAUUGUUCAUGAUAAAUCACUUAAAUCAAAAUGUAUAUCUACUUUGAAGUCCUGCUGUAAGUUGGUGUGGUGUUUGAGGUUCAGCUUAAGUGAUUCCAGGAGAGAUAAAUCCCUUUGUAGCUGCUGUCUAACGCGCGUCUUCCCGCAUAUUGAGCUCAAUCUAUACUCGCCACAGAUGUAUGGAGAUGAUAUUUCUUCUUGUCACAUCACCUACAUGUGCCAAGUUCAAUACAACCGCCUCAUUAACAGCUAAACUUUGUUGUUAUACCAAACAAUUUACCCCGCUGAAGAAAAAAGGACAAAGAAAAAGACUUAUUUGUCCUGUUGACAUGUUGACACAGCUAGAAACUUCUUGUUUAUACCAGUUAACAUAUAAAAUAGAAACUGAAUGAUGGCGAACAAUUACCCACAGUGCCUCUUAACCACCAUAGUAUAUCUUAUUUUAAGAAAUUGAUACAAAACUUUUCUGCAGGUCUAUUUAAGGAAUUCUAAGUAGGGAUAUUCUGAUUCAACUAAUUUACCAAUUGUUCAAACAUAAAUCUAAAAUUCUGAAGUAAAUUUUUCAGAAAUUUCAGAAAACAGUCAGGAUUGAGCACUAUACAUUUGACAUGGCUGAAGACGUGAUCACAGAGUCAGUGGGUAAAUGAUUUCCCAUUGGUUUGCUGAGUGUGGCUAAUAUCAGCAGAGCUAGCACUACAGAUUUUUACGUCCACAUGUCUGUGCUGGUUUUAUAAAUCGCUCUAGUCAAGUGGUUAAAUACCAGUUUGACCUGACGCAGCGUACAUACAAUAAUCUACAUUUUCCAAAUCAAAAUACUGUCAAACCACACCAUGUUAUGAGAAACUAUGCGUCAUGAAUGUUUGUUUACAUUAAUAGAGAAGAGCUCUAGAAUAACGGCAGCAGACAGCCCUGGUUUGUGGGGGGUUGCUGGUAUAUAAGGCAUACAGUGGACAAAACAUUAGUAAUUUCUUUAACCUUCUAGAAACUAGCUGACCAGUAGCUCCUGACAUGACAAAGGUGAUACAUUUAGUUUUUUAAUGAAAUAUUCUCAUCUCUUAUUUGAUUAUCCUUCCCUGUCCCCAUUUGUGGUUACAACCUUUUUCAUUUUUGAAAAUUGUAAAAAUUCUGAGGCUUCUGUGGACUUAUGAGACGUGUGAAAGGGUGGAUUAUAAUCAAGCAUCCAUAAAAAUAAGUCACUCUAUUGUAAGAUCAAAUGACCAUCACAAUGUGGCUUUCAUUGUUUCUUCAGGAAUACAAAGUAACUCAACACAAGAAAGGGAUUUUAAGAAAAAAAGUCAAAGAGAGUCUGGAAAGAAAAGAAAAAUACCCACCAAAGUCUGCAUACUUCCAGCAUGAGCUCACUGCACCUUUCUCAUAGCACAGACACACAUAUCCUGAAUAAAACCACAGCAAGGCGCAUAAAUCUCCCUGAAACAGACCGCGUGGGGGCUGAAACCCGUGAGCAUGUCAUUUGAUCCCCAAUCAUAAGAGGCCUGGUAAAGUAGCCUAACCCGCCAUCUCCUUUAUUGAUCUGUGUGGAGAAGGUUCUUGAUCCUGAGCUGAAACUAGAGCCCCAGCAGAUGGUGAAGAAAUCACUGUAGAUCAAAAAUGUGUGACUUUAUGUUUUGAUGGGAAAUUCAGGGAUUUGGGCAGGACAAGUCAUCCUGGUGGAGGUUUGCGUCGCCUCAGUGAAAUGCACAGUGAAGGUUCAUAUUUCUGUUUUAGUAAUAAUCCUUUUAAUGCCAGUUAGAGAUCAUUACUAAUUUUGGGAUUACUUUUUUAAGUCUAAAAUAUCUGCAUGUCUUUCUUCGUCUUUAGCAGAGUAUCCCACAUCAGAGGAUACCAUGUCGGCAGAGCGCCCCCUCUGGCUCCUUUUUCGCACGGGACAACACAGCCAACUUCCUGUCAUGGUGUCGCAAAGUCGGAGUCGGAGAGACAUGUCUCUUUGAGUCAGAGGAUUUAGGUGAGUUUAGAAAAGUAACCAAACAGAGACAAAUGUCUAGGUCUGGUCCUGCUGUCGGGGAGGUUGGACCCUCUCCAACCCUCCCAGGCUCAGAGGACUCACAUCUCCAGGAUUUGGUAAACUUCUUCAACAUCUGCACAAAGCUCAGGAGGGGCAGCGGUCCUCUGUGAGCACUAUGAGAGGAGCAGCUCAACCUAACUUAGGGGAUUUAUAAUAGUGCACUCGUGCACUAAGUGUCUGUCUAAAACAAAGAGAGCGUACACAGAAGGUUGUGAGUUGGAGAGAAAGUAGGCCAAUGCAAUGCAAAUGUUUCCCUCGGCGCAGAGAAGGGACAUUUUGCCUUCUCCCUCAUCAGCACAGUUUGUUAUCUAAAAUAUGACUCUUAGAUCGACUGUAAGGGUUUUUUUGUGUGUUAUGCCACAGAAAUAGUCGUGCCUUGACCAAAAUAUGAUCCUUACAUUCCUGAUGAGCACUGUGACCCAGCCUGUGACAGAGAUAUGUGGACAUUCCUGCAAUAUUUUACAAUGGUUGGUUGGACGUGGCUGAGCAAUUUUGACUAUGCAAAUCCUUUUGAAGGCCACGUUACACGCUAACCUAUGAAACCUACAUUGUACAGUAACAUAUGAACACUACAUGUACUGUGUGUGUGAUGCAAAAUGUUACUAAAUACUUUGGAAAACAGAAACGGCUGACCUUUUUCUUUUUUCUCUUUUUUCCUUCUUUCUCUGGGUGGAUUUGUCAGUUCCGCAGUAGACGUAAGAACUCCAGGUUUGCUAUCAUGCGGUGGAUAAUUUGUCUUAAAUGCAUGGUGUGCUGUGUCACCUGUAUCUUGUACCCACUCUCACUGCCUUGUCAUACAUGUAGUUAGAUUAUAUUAAGCACCUUAAUUCUUUAUAUAAACAUCCCCUGGACUUGAACGUUUACACUCACAUUAGAUCUGGAAUGACAUGACUGAAGUGAGGAGGGUGGUUUGAAUGAAUGGAGUUUGUGAGCUCAUCUUUAUGUCUCCUUUUGCCAUUUUACAGCCACUCAUCCUCACUCAUUACUUUUUUUCAGAUACCUUGUCUUUCAAAUGUGUUAGCAAAGGUUAAAACACUCUCUCUCUCUCUCUCUGUAGUUCUUCAUAAGCAGCCCAGAGAGGUGUGUCUCUGUCUUUUAGAGUUGGGACGGAUAGCAUCAAGGUACCAUUCUGCUUCUUAUAUGCUUACUUUAGAUCAUCCAAAGCCUUUUAUAUUCAAUCGUUUGAUUUUAGACUUUGGAAAUGACAUUAUUCUUUGUGAUCUUUUUCCAGGUAUAACGUGGAGCCUCCUGGCCUUAUAAAACUGGAGAAAGAGAUUGAACAGGAAGAGAAAGCUCCUCCACCCCCUCCAUCACCUGUAUCGCCAGCGCAGCCCCUCCCUCCAUCCCCAUCUUCAUCUCCUUCCCCGUCUCCAACACCAACUACGACCAAAGUCAGCUCUACCAGGAAGAGUACGGGGAAACUGCUGGAUGAUGCUGUAAGUCAGCAGUGGGAAACCUUUUUGUUUGGUUUAGUUUCAACUGUUGAUAUCAGAGUGGAAACAUUUGUGUUUAUUACAGGUGAGACACAUCGCUGACGACCCGCCCUGCAGAUGUCUGAAUAAAUUCUGUGUGGAGAGACACUCACAGGGUCGAUAUCGUGUCGGAGAGAAGAUGCUUUUUAUUCGGGUGAGUAUUUACAAGGAGUUGUAGAUUUAUGGGGCAUCUGGUUUGAAGAUAAUUCAGAUCUAUUACUUUGAAAACUACACCAGACAUGUUUUCAGUGCAAAAUAAAGUCAUGGUCUCUCCGUCCAAUGUGGCUGUAAAUAAAAGAAUUGAAUGUUGAUAAGAGACCAAAAGAACUAGUGUGAAAACUGUAUUAAGAUGAUUUCAGAUCAAUUUGGAUUUUUAAGUCAUGCUUUCAUUUGCUUGUGAGGAUUGAAUUUGCUGUCAUCAGAUAAUGGCAUAAAAAAAAAAAAAAGAGAAAAAUUUCCAUCAUAGAGAAACUUUUACCUUGAGAGCUGGCUGGAGUUCACAGGCUUGAGAAAGGACUGGGACACCACAACUAAACCAUGCCUGUGCCGACCACCUCUUACUCCUCUCACAGGUUUGAACCACUUGAUGACAGACAUGGAGUCCGGCUGAUCCAUCGGCUUUGUAAGGUUAUCUGAGUACUUUACACUAAAAGAGGUCCUGGUGCAAUUUAGCAGAAGUAAAUAUUCAUCAACAGUGCUUAAAGCUCCUGUGAGGAGUUUUAAUAAUUCUGAAAAUACAGUGAAAUUAAUAUUAACGCAUUUUUAUUACACACAAAAGCAAAAAGCCAUCAGCAACACGACUGACUUUUUGCUCUAUCCUUUUUAAUGUCUGAAACCAGUGCGAGGUCGGUGUCAGCCAAGCAGCUGAAGAAACCGCCCUGUUUUUUACUGUUUCCAUACAUAAUACUUUUAACAGAUGCUACAUUCGCUGGUCAAGAGUCAACGGGAAGACAUUUUUUGGCAGAAGACAUUAAAGUAUGUAAAGGAGCAGAUAAACAUGGACUGCUUUAUCCACAGGGGGCGCCAAAUUUGAUACAAACUAAAAGUUCCUCUCAGGAGCUUCAAGCUACACUUGGAGGUUUUUUUUUUCUUUUUCAUAAUCAAAUACAUUAAUCUUUAUUCUACUUCUUUAUUAUUUUUGGAGACACAAAUGCACAAUCGUGACGCAUCGUGACGACUCGUAAGACACACAUGAAAAACAUAACAGCAAAGUGAUAUAUAUUUGUAAAUAUUGAGCAGGUAUGUAAGUUUAAUUUAAACUCCUGUAGGGGACUAAUGUUUGUGAUGAUUUUGUGGAAAAAGUGAAGAAACGCUGUUUUUCAUAGUUGUUUGGUCUGACUCCUAACUCCUGCAGCAGUCAUCGGCAUUAAACUACAAUAAGGGAAAUGUCCGCCUUGGUGCUAACGGUCUCAUUUGCUUUUGUUCAUCAUAAAAAGACAAAAUACCCCUUAAAUAAGCGUGGAGUGUACAUUUAAAGUUGAUCAAUUAGGUUGCUUUUUGAGUUUUUGUGUCAUGACAAACCAGAGGAAACAGAAAAUGAUACAGCCUCUCAUUUCUGCUGAUGUGAGUCACAUCUGUUCUUUUAAUUUAUUAAUCAGUCUGGGUUGAAAACAAUACGGUCUCACAUUGCAGUAUAAACCCGCUCUCUAUUUCCGCAGCAUAUGGUGGUGUGUUGAUACUCGGGUUUGGCUUUGGGAUGAAAGUAACUCAUUGUGUCUUUGCUGUGAGCUCUCAUUUACUGGUGAUGGUAUUCCUGCAAUGUCCUUCUCCAGCCAAACAUAAUGUGACUCAUGAGCUAUAAAAUGAAAUCACCCCCACACAUUUCCAUACAGUCUGGUCACCAAAUUAUUACAAGGAAAAUAUUUUACUAACUAUAUCACCAAGUGCUGCCAUGUGGUUGAAUUCACAGUAGAGAAAACGGCACUAGACUCUGAGGAGAGAGAGUACUGGAGAAGAUAAACGGAGGCUAACACAGUUUAGAGGAGUAGCAUUGGCCCCCUUGGGAUCCCGGUUCCCUGGCAACACAUAACCAGGAUUCACACCUCUAAGAAUGUGAUUCAUGUGGACGGUAUGCUCUGUGUGUGAAGACAUUCAAAAAAUAUUCACUCUUGGAUGUCCUCUGCUGUCGGCGUAUUAUAUUGCACCUCCUGAUUGAAAAAUACUGUAUAAAUCAAAUUAAUUUAAAGUCAUUUUAAAUUUGGGGGAAACAAGUUGUAUUUGAACAUUGGUAACAACAAAAAAAUCUGAUUUCCUUCUUGAAAAAUUCAAUGUUUUCUCAAAUAAAAUAUUUUGCAUCUUACAGUGCAUUUUAAAAGACUGAAUGCUUCAGUCCUUAAGGUGUUGCUGAGCAACCAAGGACAAGUGGUUCACGGUGUUCUGAAGCUGUCGGUCAUACAGAAUAUAGUCAACACUGCCUUAAAUAUCAGCUUUGGAAAGGGUGGGUAUGAAAAUGGAAUUGCAAUAGACUUGGAUUAGCAUGUUUAAGAAAUGUUUGCAGUAAUAUGUGGGAAACAUUACGAGCCAUAAAAGGAGCAGGGGCAUGAACCAGCUGGUGUCAUAAACAGAUUCCACAAUCAUAAAAUGCCUCAAAUGUCACAUGUGUACCUCCAUGUGUUAUCAUGUGUACAAGUCAAAGUCUCAGAAUAUGAGAGACAUUAUUUGAUUAGACAUUAAAUCAUCAUUCCUCCGUCUCUAAGCCAGCAGUCUUCACUAAAAAAUGACAAAAUCCUUUAAUUAAAAUUCCUUAAAUGCCCCCCCCACCACCACCCCACCACCACUAUCACCCCACCCCAAGCAGCUGCUUCCACUGAAAAGCCAUGAAUACAGUAAUGCUGAGUCUCUGCCUCCACAGGACAACAGAGGCAGGACAUCUAAGAGUCUAGAUAAUUAUCCGUACAGCCUGAGAGAGUGACCUUCCCAGCUCCUGCAAUAAAUGAGUUGGUUGUAGCUUCUACAAAGGGGCAGAGUAACAUUGCAGUGUUUGUAGGAAAGUGCUGCCGGAGCUCAGCCCCAUGGCCACUGUCCUUCUCAGGCUGCAUAAGAGGAGGGAGGAGGAGGAGGAGGAUUGGGCCAUAGCAAGGGUCUUGUCCCAAAACAGUGUGAUGGAAACCUCCCAGCACCGCACAGGUCCAUUAAAGCCACAGUCACAAAGCCUGGAGGCCUGAAGCUGGUGAUUGGAAGCUGUGGCCAACCAUUGCCCCCUUGAUUGAUUCUUGUAAGAGGCUUAUAAAUGUUGCAUGUUCGGCUGCUGGAGGGCAGGAAGCCUCAUAACAAGUCAGGCUGAGGUGACAAUCUCAUGAGGUACUUUACCCUUUUUAUCAAACAAUUCAGCUUGGUAUUUGUCUGAAACACUCCUCUACUACUCAUGCUUUAGAAUGAAAACCUAUUCUCUUAAUAGUCUGGAUUAUCUUUUCCAUGAAACGUUUCUUCUCAGAUCCAUAAACAGGUUUGCUUUAGUCAGGGUGUAAUGAUGUGUUAAUGAGGUUGGGGGCAAUAAGGCCUCAUAGUGCAGCAGACAUGUUUUAUGUGUACACACUCAGGGGAAUGAGAGUCCAAGCUCCCAAUAUACCGGAGCCUUUUAUUCCUCCAUCUCUCUAUUCUAAUGGCCAAUGUUGCCAUGGUACCCAACCUUGAGAAUGUGCCCUGAUGCUGGAGGUGGCGUAUUCUGACGCAAAUACUGCAGAUUGAACAAUGAAUCAACACUAUGAAAUUCCUCAGGCAGGCUUCGUGUAUACUGUAAUUUUUAUUAAUCAAGUAACCACUAAAUAUUUAUCUAUGCUGGCAGCUUUGUUUUGGAGAUGUCAGUGUCGGCCUGUUGGUCUCUGGACUCUUAGCUUAAAAACCAGCAGCAUUAAGCAUCUCAUUUAACUGGGCAUGGGUCAUUUCAUGGGUCCUAAUGAUGAAUGCCAAACACUUAUGAGACCCCCCCUGGACUUUUUCCAGCAUGCAACUUCCAGGUUUGCGUUUGUCCUUCCCAGAGAAGAUUAUCAGUAGAUUCUUGAGGAUUUUUAAUCAACAUUCAUUCUCUGUCCGUGAAUGAAUAAUGUUAAUUCUGUGAUUUCCUGCCUUGAUCAGGUCAAAGUUUUCAGUAUCCACUAAAUACUAACUCGAUAGUGUAUUUGCUAUGCAAUUCUGUGUAUGCGAACAUGUUUGUAUCAUUAUUUGCUCCAAGCAUUUCUCUCCUAAAGUACACACUCUCACAGCCACUGGCAUGACUUGUGUGGAUUAUGUAAUUAUAGAAAUCAAACAGUAAAAGGAAUCAAUCAUUCUGUUUGGCUGCAGCUUGCUCAACAAGACAUUAAGCUGAUCAGAGAUAGAGCAAGCGCUUCUCCAGGGACAUCAACCAGUCUAUCAAUCAACCCACACAUAAAAGCCAUGCUUGACUAUUCAUUCAGUGUCUGCCGCUGCAGAAAAGCUUGAAUCAGUAAAAAUGACAUCAAUCCUACAGAAUAGAGGGUUUUGUAAUCUCUCCAUUGACACACAGACAGCAGGAGUGUAACUACAGUCCUGUUUCUUUCUGCAGAUGCUACACAACAAGCACGUGAUGGUGCGUGUUGGUGGAGGCUGGGAGACCUUCGAGAGCUACCUGCUGAAACAUGACCCGUGUCGUAUGCUUCAAAUCUCUCGGGUGGAGGGCAAGACUUCCCCCAUCAGCGGCAGUAAGUCUCCAAGUAUCAAGGACCUCGCACCUGACAGCUACCUGGUGGUAGCAGCUCACUAUCGCAGCAAAAAGUGAAAAGAAGUUGAAAGAUAAGAGUCUGCAAAGUUCCAUCGGUAGAAGGACACUUCUUGCCAUUGUUUACCGCUGAAUGGAUGUAGGAGCAAAACACAGUGCACAGUAUAGCUAUGGACACAACUGCAGCGAUGGAAAACACAUUAGUGUUUCAUCAGUCCCAGAGAAAAUUCCAUGUUAAGUGUCUAUGUGCAGGUCAGGACUGGAGUCUCUCUAGUAUGCCCAUAAAAUGUGUUAUAUUUAGUUUAAUAGAUCCUGUAAACAGCUUCGAAACGGGCCUGCAAUAUAAUGGGAAAGCUUGGUAAAGGCUGUACAGUUAAAGCUGUACAUUUAUGGAGUUGUUUUUACAAUUUCUUAUUGUAUUUUCAGCAAUAUAACACUUUUAGUAGUUUUUCUUUCUUUGUUUUGUAAAGUAUACUCAUGUUGUCUUUUCAGGCCUGCAGUGUCAGGCUCUAUUCGUACUUUAGAAAAUGAACUUUUUCUAAGUGUCUUUAAAAAGGGGAGGUUUUUGCAUCGUGAAGGAGCCGGUAUUCCUUGACAAAUGUGUGUGUGAUAUUAAGAAGUUAGUAGACGUUUUUAUCUUGGACAAAUUCUUGUUUUGAUUUUGUGAUUUGGUUACUGUCUUAUAGUAUUUUGACUACAUGGGUGUCUUUACACUCAGACCACAAAUUGAACUUUUAAGGUAAAUAUCAUUAGAAUGGGAGGAUAUUUCAACGUCCAGAGACAUGUAAUUUACCAAAUCUUUAAUCAUAAUCCACAAUGUAGUGUUAUUUCACUGCCUAUAUUUAAAGCCAAACCAAAAUGGACAUCAAAUGUGGAGUUUUUCUGUAUAAUGCAUUUCUUUAAAGUAAUACUUGAUUAACUAUUCUAUGCAAUUCAUUUUUUAUACUGUAAUCAUGAAUAAUUUGGGGGUGGAAAUUUUGCUUGUUGUAAAAAACGUUCCUUAGAAGAACAGGACAAUCUCCUGUACCAGAUGCAGUGUGCAGCCUAGAAGAUAUAAAUUUUUGAUAGUUCUGAAGAAUCCCUCGUUUGUUCUGAAAUUAUUUAAUUUGUUGCAUUUUACUGACCCCUAGUGCUAUCAGUGAUACUUGGUGAGUUGUGUUUCUUUACGCUUGUUUCUCGAAAUUGUUUAAUAAUGUUUUUUUUGUUGGUUCAUGUAUUAAUUUUUACAAAUACUAGUAAGAAUGUGGAGUUGAUUUAAGAUACUUGUCUAUGCAAAAAAUAAUAAUAAAUUUAAAACAAAAAACAACCAAACCCAAAGGCUUUUAUGUGGAGGAAACAUGUCAAGAGGCAAGUUUUCAAUAAACCAUCGAAACUUUAACCUUCACAA